CACCACUAUCCAUAUACACUCCACCUUUGCAUCGUUUCAUGUUAAGAGAUCGACGCACGGCCUUAGAGAUGACUGUUGACAAAUUGAACAUUUUUGGCGGCAAGGAGCCAUGGAACCCCUCUGACUGGACGGCAAGCGACGACCGUGUGCGCGGAGGCUCUUCCCAAUCCUAUUUUCACGCCAAUGCAUACGAACCUAUAGCACGCUUCUACGGCGAGCUGGACUACAAGACUCUUGGUGGUGCUGGAUUUGCUUCCCAACGUACUACUGGUGAGAAUCGUUCGUGGGAUCUGAGCUGCUACACCGGCAUCGAAUUGGACAUUGAGAAAGCCGACACGAAGCGCUACACUUUCAAUCUCAAGGACGAAUUACUGGCAAGGGAUCCAGAAAAUGGACGAGAGCAGGCGAGUGUGUCGUAUGAAUACGACUUUGAAAUUUCAGAUGCUCAGGCGCAGGCGGAGAGCACUGUCAUCUACAUUCCGUUUGACAACCUGAAUGCUACGUAUCGUGGCAGGGAGAAGGAAGAUGCACCGCCACUGAACACGACGAGUGUAAAGCGAUUCAGUAUCAUGAUGAGAAGCUUUUUCGCAACUCAAGAGGGGCCAUUCUCUCUGUCUAUCAGAUCCAUCUCUGCUGUGGCUAGGCGGAAAGAUGGGGAGGAUGCGCGGUCAAUGGUCAGUGAGAAGGACACCGGCGUGUUGGUUCCACGGUCAGCAAAGUGGAUGCUUGCACCAGCAGACCAUGGCAAUUGGAGACAAUUUGGUCAGUCUACGCUGGGGGUCAUUGCCGGCAUCACAGUCUUUGGAUUUCUCGCGGUUGGUCUGCUGCACUUGACUGUGUGUAAGCGAGGCUGAAGGCUGUGCGUGACAAGCAGCGUGCCGUACAGCAUGCUUUCAAUGAAAAUUUGUACAAAGUUGAUAUGCAACCUAAGAACGAAAAACUAAAAUGGCAAAAGGGCAGAUCAUUUCUACAUAAUACUGAAUUCUUUUCUUGACUCGAGAU
This is a messenger RNA of Pseudovirgaria hyperparasitica, 1002 nucleotides long. RefSeq names its product CIA30-domain-containing protein. The coding region runs from base 69 to 854 and encodes 261 amino acids. Gene Ontology annotation, biological process: NADH dehydrogenase complex assembly. The transcript has 2 exons. NCBI's taxonomy places the organism in Eukaryota, Fungi, Ascomycota, Dothideomycetes, Acrospermales, Acrospermaceae. The record is from RefSeq and is a predicted model, not a curated record.